This is a messenger RNA of Phytophthora infestans T30-4, 2541 nucleotides long. Its product is annotated as kinesin-like protein KIF6. Gene Ontology annotation, molecular function: microtubule binding; microtubule motor activity; ATP binding. The coding region runs from base 1 to 2478 and encodes 825 amino acids. Gene Ontology annotation, biological process: microtubule-based movement; mitotic spindle organization. NCBI's taxonomy places the organism in Eukaryota, Oomycota, Peronosporomycetes, Peronosporales, Peronosporaceae. The record is from RefSeq and is a predicted model, not a curated record. The transcript has 4 exons.
AUGAACCGAGACGAUGAUAAUAUCCGCAAUGAGGACCAGGACGAUACGACAUCGACGUUGAACGGCGACGAGGAACAGAAGGCUGACGAAGAUGCAAACAUUCGCAUCUUCCUGCGUGUCAAGCCCUCCAAGAAACCCUCGGGCUUCUUCUCGUGGGAUGAAGACUCGAGCAUGAUGAAGUACGACAUCCCGAAAGAUAUUGCAGCUGGGCUGAUCAACAAUUCCCGCACAUCGUACAAAUUCCGCUUCGACUCGGUCAUCGGCAUGGAAGCCAGACAGGAAGAAGUGUUCGAUCGAGUGGGACGUCCCUGUGUAGAGAGCGCGUUGAACGGCUUCAACUCGACGGUGUUCGCCUACGGUCAGACGGGAUCGGGUAAAACCUUCACGAUUACAGGCGGAGCAGAGCGCUACGAUGAUCGCGGUCUCAUUCCGCGUGCCUUGUCCUUGAUCUUCGAGCGCAUGCGCAACCAAACCAGUCAAGCCCAGAUCAUCGCUCAGAUUUCAUAUCUUGAGAUCUACAACAACCAGGGCUACGAUUUGUUGGAUCCGAACCACGAAUCGACCAAGUCGUUGGAUGAUCUGCCGCGUGUAGCCAUGUUAGAAGAUGAAGACGGGAAUUGCCACUUGCGGAACUUAUCCAUGCACCCAGUGACAACAGAGGAAGACGCACUCAAUCUCCUCUUCCUAGGCGAUACGAACCGAGCUGUGAGUGAGACGGCAAUGAACUUGGCGUCUUCCCGUUCUCAUUGCAUCUUCACUGUAUCACUGGAGACGAGGAGAGUGGGGAGUGAGGUGGUACUGCGCUCCAAGCUGCAUCUCGUGGAUCUAGCAGGGUCAGAGCGAGCUCACAAGACUGGCGCUAAAGGCCAACUACUACGUGAAGCCGCUUACAUCAACACGAGUUUGCACUACCUUGAAAUGGUCAUUGUGGCGCUACAUGAGAAGAAUACCAAAGGGAGAUCACACAUUCCGUAUCGUAACUCCAUGAUGACUUCAGUACUGCGAGACUCUCUCGGUGGCAACUGUAAGACUGUCAUGGUGGCGACUGUGAGUCCCGAAAAAGACCAAACUGAUGAAUCCGUGUCAACCUGUAGAUUUGCACAGCGAGUGGCGCGUGUCAAGAACGACGCGCGUCUGAACGAGGAAGUGGACCCCGCAGUGAUCAUCCGCCAGCUGAAGGCUCGUGUCGCUUCUCUUGAAGAGGAGUUAGCCAUCCUCAAGGGCGAUGUGAAUGAAGGUGCCGAGCUAAAAGACUACGAGAUGGACAAGCUACGUCAAAAGUGCUUGAACUUUGUAAAUGACUCGGAGCCAAGCGCGCACUUGGCGAUGGGAGAGUUCACGUACACGAAGAUGAAAGCGUGUUUUGAUAUUCUCAAGAGUAUGGCCAAUGCUGCUGGAGCAGCAGCAGCUGCAGCUGGUAGCUCAGGACUUUCUGGCCCAAAUAGCGAUGGAAAACUCAUUUCCGCUGGCUCUGGAGGCAACAAUCAGGAGCUGGAGCAACGUCUGCACGAGCUCGAACAACUCGUUCAGCAGCGCGAUAAUGAGAUUGCUAUUAUGGUUAAUAUGAUUCGAGAAAAUCACGGAGCUGCAGUCCCCGCAGAAUUACUAUCAAGAGGAUUCGUAGACUACUCCAGCAACCAAGAGGAACACGACUCGAAGCCUCAAAAGAAGCAAAAUACACCGAAGAAGCCUCCGGGAGACUACGCGUCGACGCUAGUGGUGGAUCCAGCCGUGCUGGAGGACCCUGCUAAGGCCUUUGAAGCUUUCAAGGCUCAAUACCCAAAGAACGACGUGAUUAGAGACAACAAAGUAGCUCUCAAACGUAAAUAUGACGCCGCCAAGGCUCUUGCGAACGAAGUAAAUGACGCUCGGAACCAGAUCAAGGCCCUGACGCUGAAGAUGGAGAAACUUCGAAAGCAGCAGGCGAUAGCUGACGAGGGGCUUCUUGGGGCGGCGGGUGACGGGUCUUCUAGCUCGGAUGCUGCAGAGAUGGAAGCUGCUGAGCAGAAACUCAAGGCAGAGAUCGACACGCACAAGAUUGCAUACAAGAAAGGAUUCCACGAGCUCAGCGAACUGAAGAAGGAGAUCCAGCACAUCCAGAAGAUGCUCGAGAUGGGUCGCCUCAAGCUCCAGAAGGACUUUGAUCUGUGGUAUCAGCGACAAGGGAAGGGGGCGCUGUUGACGGAGACGCUGCUCGCUCAAGCCAAGUCAGAGGAGAAUCGGUCUCUAGGCAAUCGGAGUCAGCAGGCUGAGCUGGCAAAACCGACCAAAUCGUCAUCACCUCAACGGCCUGAAAGCGCUUCUCGACGGCCUCCAGCUUGGGAUUCAGAGGCAAAAGAUCCGAAGAGGCUCUCGUCGUCACAGUCGCUUCGAUCGUCAGCGGCCAGACAAAGCACAGCAAGCACCGUCGAAGAAGACGUUUCCGGGUUCUACGAAGCACUCGACAUUCUAAAGCGACGCAACAAUGCAAGAAAGUAAGUUAGGAGCAAUUUGACCCCUCCGUGUCUCUGUCCUCUUUUAAGCUUGUAAUUAACUGAUUAU